Pieris rapae (cabbage white) is the source of this 4070-nucleotide messenger RNA. It is a transcript of the gene fzr, whose product is annotated as fizzy-related protein homolog. Gene Ontology annotation, biological process: positive regulation of anaphase-promoting complex-dependent catabolic process; anaphase-promoting complex-dependent catabolic process; positive regulation of ubiquitin protein ligase activity. Lineage: Eukaryota; Metazoa; Arthropoda; Insecta; Lepidoptera; Pieridae. Gene Ontology annotation, cellular component: anaphase-promoting complex. The transcript is spliced from 10 exons. Gene Ontology annotation, molecular function: ubiquitin ligase activator activity; protein binding; anaphase-promoting complex binding. Bases 418 to 1893 code for a protein of 491 amino acids. The record is from RefSeq and is a predicted model, not a curated record.
GACUUUUCAAUUCUGUCAAUAUUGAAGUCCGUUUCGAGUUUUUUAGUGUUACAAAUCCAAAUUGAAUGAUUUUGAGUUAUAAAUUUUAAAAUAGCGAACAUAAAAUCGGGUAUUAAAAGUGGAAUUGAAACAUUUUACCGUAAACGUUACACAUUGUUUGUAGUAAAUAGACAGACUCAAGUUUUGGUACCAAUGACCAAUCAUGUCAAAUGCAUUCAUAUGGUGGUGAGCAGUCGAGAGACUCAGUAGUCUGCUCGCUGCGUAUAACAUUACUUCAAAACGUUAAGCGCACCAGUGCGGUACUGCACGAUAAUAAUAUCAUGAUCGAAUGAUAACCUAGAUUCAUGAAAAGAUUCUAGUCGGAAUCUUCCUUUACAACGCCGCGAAUUUCUAGAAGAGUUUAGUGAAAGACUUAAAAUGUUUAGUAAAUUAUAUGAAAAAAGACUUCAGCAGCAGUGCAGUCCUGUCAGUAGGAACCAGUAUGUGCUGGCCCGGCCAGAGCCUAUGGACAGAUUCAUUCCAUGUAGACUGGAUAAUAAUUGGCAGACAAGUUUUCAAGCAAUACGUCGGGGAACAGACAACCAGCCAGCAAAGAAAGCGCGCAGUGAUGGCAGUGGGAAUGAGAACGCCAGCAGUGGGAGGGAUCACCUGGCCUAUGGCUGUCUACUCCGCAAUGAGCUCUUGGGUGCCCAGAUCGAAGAGUUGAGAGGUCCUCCAGCUCCCUGCUCAGAUGGAAAUAGAGCCGCACUGGGUUCUGUUCAGUUGCCGGGGUCCGCACUGGCAUUUUCACCGCCAGUAUUUAGAUUCAGAGCACAACCACAAAACGCUGAGGAGAAUAUAGAUCCAUCUCCAUACAGCCUUUCGCCAGUGUCUGCAAAGUCACAGAAGUUGCUUCGGUCCCCGCGGAAAGCGACCAGAAAGAUCUCUCGGAUACCUUUCAAAGUCUUAGAUGCUCCAGAUCUGCAAGACGACUUCUACCUAAAUCUGGUGGACUGGUCAGGCCAGAAUGUUCUCAGCGUCGGCUUGGGAAGCUGCGUCUAUCUCUGGAGUGCGUGUACUAGCCAAGUGACUCGACUUUGCGAUUACUCGUCGGAUGGCAACACCGUGACAUCUGUGGCAUGGAGCGAGCGAGGCCACCAUGUGGCUGUUGGCACACAGAAAGGUCAUAUCAGUGUAUGGGACGUGGCUGUCAAUAAAGAGGUAUCAAAUCUUCAAGGGCACGUAGCACGCGUGGGCGCUCUGGCAUGGAACGGCGACACGCUGAGUUCAGGCUCCCGUGACCGACACAUCAGACAGCGUGACACUCGGGCACCCAAUGCAACAUCAUCACGUAUACUACAAGGGCAUAGACAAGAGGUGUGUGGAUUAAAGUGGUCCCCUGACGGACAGUUGCUCGCUUCCGGUGGCAACGACAACAAACUCUUUGUUUGGUCUAUGCAUUCUCCAUCGCCAGUGCAAACAUAUUCGGCGCAUGUGGCAGCGGUGAAGGCCAUCGCCUGGUCUCCGCACCAGCACGGCCUUUUGGCCUCUGGAGGAGGAACUGCAGAUCGCUGCAUACGUUUCUGGAAUACGCUGACUUCUCAGCCAAUGCAGUGUGUCGAUACUGGUUCCCAAGUAUGCAACCUCGCUUGGUCUAAACACUCCAGCGAACUUGUCUCAACACACGGAUAUUCGCAGAACCAGAUACUUGUUUGGAAGUAUCCUUCGCUAACGCAGGUCGCAAAGUUAACCGGUCACUCAUAUAGAGUGCUUUACCUGGCCUUGUCCCCUGAUGGUGAGGCGAUCGUGACCGGCGCAGGAGACGAAACACUCAGAUUCUGGAACGUUUUCUCCAAAACACCUUCACAUAAAGAAAAUAAGAGCGUGUUAAACCUCUACACGGCUCUUAGAUAAGUGUUGCCAGAUAGACAUUGCCGGUUUAUUGGUAAAAAUUUGGUGGUAGUUUGUGGUUUUUAGGUUAUUUGGAAUUGGUGUGUGAUUGGUUUUCGUACGUGUGGUGUAAAACUCGGAAAGGUUUCAUUUAUAUAUUUUUUUAAAGUGUUCUUUAAAUAGUGUUGCCAUUCCGCAUAGACAAUUUGCCAAAUUACUUUGGAUUGUGAUCAUGUUUUAGAUGUAUUUAGUUGUUUAACUUUUAUAUUGUUUAUUUAGAAGACUAUCGCGCUCUCUCUUUCUCAAGUGUACUUGGAUAGAGAUGGCGACAAUUUGUCUUCAAAAAAUGUUUAAAGAAAUUCUUUGGAAUAUGUAUACAAUAGUUUGUGUAUUUCAUAUUUACUGUUUGUAUAAAUUGGAUGGAUGUGCGCUAAAUAAUAAUAUCAUGGUACAAAAAUAUAAAUAGUGAUAGAAAAGUAUGCUAAAAGAGCGUACCAAUUUUAAAAAGCCGGCUACGCACUCUCGACUCCUCUGGUAUUGUCCGUGGUGUCACUUAAAAUUAGAUGAGUCGUUGAGUAUGGUAGUCGAGGUAUAUAAAAAAAUACUUUAUACAACAAAAAUCGCAAUCAAGUGUUGCCAGUUUAAAAUUAUUUUAGACGGUUUAUUUCUGUCUCUUUCAUGUUUUGAGAAGAGAAUUAUUAUUUAGCACACAUCAAAGUUUAGUAAAUGUUUACACGCGUUUGGUUAGUUUGUAUAUAAUGUGUUUUGUAUCUAUAUAUCGUUUUGAAUAUUUUUGAAAUUAUGGUUUUGAAAAAUUAACUUCAAUAUUAAAAUUACAUUUUUGCAAAAAUAUAUUUUCAAAGGCCUCGUUUUAAAUACGAGUUAAAAUUAUGAAAUGUAGUUAAAUUUAAUUUGUUUACUGUAAUAAAACACCGAUUAGUCUUAGUACAUAAUAAGUAUCUGUAAAUAACUUAACAGUUAAAAUCACUUGCGCAUAAUUAAGUUAGUUUUAAGUCUCUAACGGUACCUCUAAUGAUCUCAACAAAUUCUUGCAAAUUUAACUUUAUAACAAAUUAAUUUAACGGCGUAUUUAUUUGGUAAUUAGGCUUAUAUUAGGAUCUGCUCUGGGCGGGAGGAAGAUUUUUUGUCUCUUUCCGGUUAUUUUUUUAUCUACCGCUUUCUAUACUCGAUCUAUGAUAAAAAAUUCAAUCCAAUCUAUCUAAUCUACGCAAAUUUAGAUUCAUAAAUGUCAAAAUCAAAGAUAUUCUACAGAAACAUCCAUCGAUAGCUUUUUGAGAAAUGGAUUGAAAUAUCAAUCUCUAGAACUAAAAUUCGAUUGAAACGGAUUCGGAUUGUGUAUAGGCUAUAAAAUUGGUUUUUGGAAAUGGCAAAUAGCUUCCACGAAUAAAGGAAUCCGUUAAAUAGAAGCUAUUUGACAUUUCUAUAUAUCUAUACAAUUGACAAUUGUCACCGUUUGGGUGUCAAUUGUCAAGUCAUAGACAAGACCAAAGAGGCCACAUAUAAAAAAAAAAGUGUAUGUGGCCUUUUUGCUAAACAGAUAAAUAACUACGUAUGUAGAUUUACAUUUAUAUUAUUUGAAGAGACGUUUAUCCACCGGUUUUCCCGCCAAGAGCAACAUCGAGGUACCCCAAGGUUUUGGUUGUUCUUUUUCCUACUAGAUGAGUAGUCUGAUUGGAUUUGUGCAAUUUAGAUUAAGCGCGGUUGCAUGCGCCGUUUUCAAUGUAUUGGAAACGCCCUUGCAACCGCAUUUGUAGUGGUAUGGUCGAAGCCAAAUAUUAAAAUUGUGUUUUUUGGUGUACAACACUUUCGGAGUCAUUUUUGUCAAUUUUUCAUCGAUUCAUAUAGUUCUGAUUACUGACUAUAGAUAUAACUUUUAGCUUUGUUUGUAAUUGUCUAUCUACUUUCUUCUACCUUUGGUCUAUUCAUUUUUUCCCGCUAAAAGUAAUGAAAACUCAAACGUCAAUAUUUGUUUCUGUCAAUGUGACGUUUCGCAGACGUCAUUUUGACAUUGAAAUUGGACAGUCGAUUCCAGGCAUAAAAUGUUUUCGUUUAACGACCGCAAAUAAAAAGAAUAACAAAUUAAUAUGUGCACGCUUGUAUUUAUGUAAAUUAAUGACGGUUAGUCCCGUUCAUAGAGAUAUAUUUAUAGAAGAAAAUAAUAUAUUCAUGCACUAAGAUAG